Nymphaea colorata (pocket water lily) is the source of this 1789-nucleotide messenger RNA. Its product is annotated as beta-1,3-galactosyltransferase 7-like. NCBI's taxonomy places the organism in Eukaryota, Viridiplantae, Streptophyta, Magnoliopsida, Nymphaeales, Nymphaeaceae. Gene Ontology annotation, cellular component: Golgi membrane. The transcript is spliced from 11 exons. The record is from RefSeq and is a predicted model, not a curated record. Gene Ontology annotation, molecular function: beta-1,3-galactosyltransferase activity. Bases 258 to 1448 code for a protein of 396 amino acids.
ACGAGGGAAGAAGGAGGAAGAGGAGUUGGAGGGGAGACGAAGGGGAGGAGGAAGCCGUCCCCUCUCUCUCUCUCUCUCUUUCUCCCCCCCACACUGUCUCCCUCUCUCUCUCUUUCUCUCCCCCCGCCCACUGUCUCCCUCCCUCUCUCUUUCUUUGUGCUCGACUUCCGUGGGGGCAAUCAGACGUCCUCAGACAACGAAAAGGAGGAAGAAGGAAGAUACCAGGACCCUUUCUUUUUGGGGGCAGAGGGAAAGAGAUGAAGGGUGGUCGGGAGAGCCGUGAGAUCAUCAGGAGGACGAGGAUAUUCCUCCUCUGCAUUGCCUGCUUUUUCGUCGGAACGCUCGUCACCAAUAGGGUGUGGUUUCCUCCCGAAGCAGGUGGGCAAAUUAUCACGAGAAGACAGCAAGAACAGGGGCUGAAGAUCGUAGAUGGAUGUACAAUGAAGAGGAAGCUUGGCCAAGACAGAGGUGCAAUUGAAGAGGUUCACAGGACCUAUGAAGCUGUCCAGAUCUUGGAUAAAGCUAUAUCUACACUGCAAAUGGAGCUAGCAGAUACACGUAGGAAACAGGAGAACAACAUUGAAGGCUUACCUCCGGCACUGAAAUCUUCUUAUGAUGUUCAGUCACGGAAGAAAGCUUUUGUUGUGAUUGGCAUAAAUACAGCCUUUAGUAGCAGAAAGAGAAGAGAUUCCGUUAGAGAAACCUGGAUGCCACAAGGACAGAAGCUGAUGCAGUUAGAACAAGAGAAGGGAAUUGUUGUCCGUUUUAUGGUUGGUCAUAGUGCUACAUCCAACAGUAUCUUGGAUAAAGCAAUUGAUUCAGAAGAUGAACAACAUAAUGAUUUCCUUAGACUGGACCAUGUUGAAGGAUAUCACGAACUUUCUGCAAAAACAAAGAUAUUCUUCUCCACUGCAGUGGCUAAAUGGGAUGCUGAGUUCUAUGUUAAAGUAGAUGAUGAUGUACACGUUAAUUUGGGCAUGCUCGCUGCCACUCUUGCCCAACACCGUUCUAAGCCUAGGGUUUACAUUGGCUGUAUGAAGUCUGGACCAGUAUUGUCGCAGAAGACUGUAAAGUAUCACGAGCCAGAACAUUGGAAGUUUGGUGAAGAAGGAAACAAUUAUUUCCGGCAUGCAACUGGACAGAUAUACGCUAUCUCAAAGGACCUUGCAACUUAUAUUUCGAUCAACCAGCCCAUCCUACACAAGUACGCAAAUGAAGAUGUCUCUCUUGGUUCUUGGUUUAUCGGGCUGGACGUUGAGCAGAUUGAUGAGCGAAAUAUGUGCUGUGGAACUCCACCAGAUUGCGAAUGGAAGGCACAGGCCGGAAAUGUGUGCAUUGCAUCCUUCGAUUGGGGUUGCAGUGGCAUUUGCAAGUCAGUGGAGAAGAUCAAAGAUGUUCAUGCACGAUGUGGUGAAGGAAUUGAAGCUGUUUGGAGUGCUCUCUUCUAAAUUUUAAAGGGAUCGGUGGACGUUCGACAUUUCUGUUAUUCUUUCCUGGGGUUCUCGCUGAUCCCCUGCCUCAGGCUGACUUUGAAUUGAUGAUAGAGGGCAUCAAUAUUACACAUUACGAAAUUGGGGCUCAUACAAAAUGUUCAAGUGAGCAGUACUGCAUGCCGGUGGCAUGUGCGGUCCAUAGCCUUUGUGUUCGAAACCGAGCAUCUUUCUGUCUAUCAUUCUUGUUUAUAUUCUUUUUGCUUCUAAAUUGGGCUUGCAGCGUUUUCUCAGGCUGCAGGCGAAUGUUGUACUUCAGUCUCUAACAGCAAAAUUUAAUGUACUUGGCCGUUUUUUUA